UUUAACAGUAGUAAUAUGAGGUAUUGCAUUAAUUGCUGCAUACAUUUAUUACCAAAUGACUUGCACAGACAGUGUUUCAGAUGUCGUGGACCUGACCACAAUAACCAGAAGUGUCCUGUGUGCAGAGGAGAAAAUAAAAUCCCUUUGUACACCGACAGCAAGCAGAUGAAGUGGCUCGCGGUUCUGGAAGUGAGGACUGAUCACUGUGAGAGCUGGAAUGGGUUUUUCUGCCUGAGGAAGGGGAAGCUCUGCAGUUUGAUGUUUGGGCUGAUCAUAAUGACUCUGGUGAUGGUGUCCUAUAUCCUGACUGGAGCCAAGCAUGGCCUGUUGCUGAUCCCGUCUCCCUUCCAUUACGGAGCUUUUGCUAGCAAUCCCAGCUUAAUGGACAAUGAAAGCCUUAGUGACAUGAAAGACUAUUACCAGCCUUCAAAAAUGAAUAUUUCAUAUGUAAAGGAUUAUCCAAGCAUUAAAUUAAUUAUUGACACCAUUACUUCGAAGAUAGAGUUUAUUACGAGGCAGCGCCCUGAUUUAGAAGAGCUGAGGAAGCAAGAGCCACACAUGUUUUCGGUAAUUCCUAACAAAUUCCUUCCAAACAGCAAGAACCCUUGUUGGUACGAGGAGUACCGAGGGAACACAACCACGGAUCCUUACGCCACCAACUCCUACGCACUGUACUCCAAGCGCUUUCGGAUCAUUUUUGAUUACCUCAGGAAGGUGUUUUGGAACCACUUGUACCACUACAAGGACAAACACUACCGCCUGCGCUGCCUCCCACACUUCUACAUCAUCGGGCAGCCCAAGUGUGGCACCACGGACCUGUACGACCGCCUCAGGCUGCACCCCGACGUUCGCUUCUCAGCCAUCAAGGAGCCCCACUGGUGGACCAGGAAACGCUUUGGAAUCAUCCGGCUGAGGGAUGGAUUUCACGACCGCUACCCGGUGGAAGAUUACCUGGAUCUGUUUGACCUGGCAGCACACCAGAUCCAGAGUGUGCUGCAGAGUGAUGCAGUCAAGGAGCGUGGCAAGAGGAACAACAUCAUCAUUGGAGAGGCCAGUGCCUCGACAAUGUGGGACAACAAUGCUUGGAUUUUCUUCUAUGACAACAGUACUGAAGGAGAACCUCCCUUCCUAAUCCAGGAUUUCAUCCAUGCCUUCCAACCAAAUGCCAAACUUAUCAUCAUGCUGAGGGACCCUGUUGAAAGGUUGUACUCUGAUUACCUGUACUUCGCCAGCGCCAACAAAUCCGCGGAGGAUUUCCACGAGAAGGUGGCAGAGUCCCUGCAGCUGUUCGAGGGCUGCGUGCUGGAUUUCUCCCUGCGAGCCUGUGUCUACAACAACAGCCUCAACAACGCCAUGCCCGUGAGGUUACAGGUAGGGCUCUAUGUUGUAUAUCUCCUGGACUGGCUGACAGUUUUUAACAAAGAUCAGAUCCUUGUUCUUCGCCUGGAGGACCAUGCAUCAAACAUGAGGUACACCAUGCACAUGGUGUUCCAGUUCCUGGAUUUGGGACCUCUGAGUGAGAAACAAGAAGCUCUGAUUACCAAGAGUCCUGCAUCAAACACCCGAAGACCUGAAGACAGAAGCCUGGGCCCAAUGCUGCCAACCACCAAGGCAAUUUUAAGAGAUUUCUACAGGCCUUUUAAUACAAAACUGGCACAAGUUCUUUUUGAUGAUGCUUUUUUAUGGAAGAGGACAUAACGUGUAAAUUUCUUGCCACAAUUACAGUGCUUAAAGGAGUUUUUAUUUUUUUAAAUUCUAUUUUUGUGCGUGGAUAUUUUACAUUUUUUUCCCCAUUCCAAAGAGCAGCUGAUGGAUGAGCUGAGAGUCUCACCUUCAGCCAGCACGUCUCAACAACUCUACCACGUUUUCCUUGGGAGAAUGGAAAGCAUCUUGCUUUAAUCAGUUUAUUGCAACUUCUUUCACCCCAGCAAAGGAGUGGACAAGCAUGAGGACAAUGAGGUCUUACACUCUUGCACAGGGGUGUGGAAGUGUAACCUUCUCUGAGAUGCUGCAAC
Messenger RNA from Cinclus cinclus, 2015 nucleotides. RefSeq names its product carbohydrate sulfotransferase 15 (gene CHST15). The transcript has 7 exons. Gene Ontology annotation, molecular function: N-acetylgalactosamine 4-sulfate 6-O-sulfotransferase activity. The coding region runs from base 16 to 1698 and encodes 560 amino acids. Gene Ontology annotation, biological process: hexose biosynthetic process. Lineage: Eukaryota; Metazoa; Chordata; Aves; Passeriformes; Cinclidae. The record is from RefSeq and is a predicted model, not a curated record.